AUGACCUGUAGGGAUUUGUUCACACAAGCUGCACAUAUGUGGUGUAAUGUCAAGGACAUCCAUGUAUUUGGAUGUGUAAUCUAUGGUGGCAAUGACAAAGCUGCCUGCCAGGCUCAGGGCAUCUUUGCCAGCUCUCCAAUAUGUAUGGAGCAAGCAAGCAAGAGGCAGCCAAGUGUCAUAAGGCUGCUAGAUUACCUGGCCACAAUUGUGAAGCAUGAUCAUAAUUGCCAAGUUCUGCCUCAAGUCUUCUUGCACAAACUAUAUGAAGUGGGUAUCACAAGUGCACAGAGGAAUGUCCCAUGGAAGUCUUUACUGAACCUUCCCUACAUGCACCAGCACACCAUUGUUAAUUGGCCUGCUGCUGUCCCCACUGUCAGCCCAGAUUUCAACAUCAAGGGCCUCAGUGCUGAUGAGCUCCAUGCUUUAGCUGUCCCUUUUCUGAAGGAACAAAUGGGUGCUGAGUUCCAUUCUGAGGUCCAUGCAGAUGAUGAUGGUGAUGAUUCCUUGGUGCUAGUACCCACUGCAUCAUGUGAUCUCAGGGAGUGGACACCCAAUUUGCAAGCCUUCAUUAAAGCAAUCCCAAAAAGCAUGGGUCCCUCUGACUCAGAAAGGACACCCUUGCCACUUCCUCCAUUAUCACCCCCUGUUGAAGAUUCAAUGCAGUCACUUGUACAUGGUAGCAUGGGAGUGAAUCCAUCUGCAGACUAUGAUCAUUCCACUACCCCCUCCUCACCCAUGACCAAUGUGCUGGGGGUGUUCCAUGUGCAUCAUCCCUCUCCAGUGGGCUGGCAUUCCCUUCACUUCUCCACAACCCCAGAUGAAGAGUCACACCAUGUGCACUGUCCCUCUCCAGUAGGCUGGCAUUCUCUUUGCCAUUCCACAACUCCAGAUGAAGAAUCACAGCAGCUGCCUGUGUGA
Molecule: messenger RNA, 918 nt
Organism: Pisolithus orientalis
Lineage: Eukaryota; Fungi; Basidiomycota; Agaricomycetes; Boletales; Pisolithaceae
Exons: 5
Coding region: 1-918 (305 amino acids)
Source: RefSeq, a predicted model, not a curated record